AGUUUGAAGAAAGAACAGACAACGAACGAUUUUCGUGUCAGAAUCUUUAAAACAGAGCAAGCCAUUGCGUUUAUUCGAACAAAUAUGAACUGUUCUUCGGGGAAGAGCCUGGAUGUCCUGAAAAGCAAAGCGAGAUGCGAGACGCUUUCUCCAAUUCUGAAGACUACUUAGACCAUGGAUUUGUGUCUGUCCAGAGAUGUGCAAGUAGAACCUCGUCUAUAAGUUCUUGGUCUGAGACUUUUAAACCUUCUUUCACUCAAAAGCUGAAGUUUAGAUCUGUUUUAGAGGGGGAUCCCGCAGUUUUCCAAUGUAAACUCGUUGCCUGUCCAACCCCUACAAUUACAUGGUUUCAUAAUAAUAGGCCUAUCCCUAAAGAUCUGCAUAGAAUAAUAAAGAUGGAGAGUGAUAUGCAUAUUCACAGCUCUAGCCUAGAGGUUAGAGAUGUUCGGGAGAGGGAUUCUGGGAGCUACAAAGUGUUUGCCAUUAACAGUGAGGGUUCAGCUGAGUCAACCGCUUCGCUGCUAGUUGCACAGAGAGAGGAGCAAAAUGCAAAAUAUUUAGAUUUCCUGAGAAAGUCCAAACGAACCCAUGAGAGUAUUGAAUAUCUGGUUCAGAAGAGGAAAGAGGGUAGGCUGAAGGUUUACCUGCGGUGCAUUGGCUCUCCUUUCGAUAAAAGGCAGGAGACUGAAAAGAUAUUAAGCGACUUGCCUCCUGCAAAAGGAAUGGUGCGAACCAUAAGCUUUCCAAAACUCCCCGUGUUAAGGGAACAGGAGUUCGUGUACGAUAAAGAACAGGUAGAUAGCAAAUGCACCACAAGGCACAGGGAUCAUGGAAGUGAUGCUCUGCUUGAUGAGGAAAUAAAAAGUAAGUUGCAACAACUGCGGGAGGCCAAAAGAACCAUGUUGGAAAAGAAGAAACUGCGCCUGUCAGAGAAAGAAACCGAGACAGAGUCACGUCUUGAAUCAGUGCGAACCACAGACUUUAGAGAUGGUAAAGACCGAGGGACCCCUCCAGUCCAUUGGACCAUUGAGAGUGAGGCGAUACGCUCUGACUUCCAGACAAUAAAACCAAUCCAUACAUGCACCUCUUCACCUAAAAUGCCAAGCGGUGAGGAGGGUGCCGUGCACCAUCCUAAACCAGACUCUGUUAAGAUACCAGAGGACUUUCACCUGCGAAUGGAACGAAUACUGGGGCUUUCCAAACCCUCCCAGAGUCCUCAGGACUUCCCUGAAGGAAGCAUCAAGGCAGAAACAUUCCAAACAAAAUCACUAAUAACACUGAAAGAACCAACAAGAGAACAGUUUCGGGGAGACCUACCAUUAGAGCAACCAGAGCCAAUUGCCCAAGUUACCUCCAUCGACUAUAGUUAUACACACAAGGAGCCACAGGACUCAAGAAUAGAUACCAAGCCAAAAGAACAUCUGAAGGACUUCCAAGCAAUGACAGCCAAGAAGAAAAGGCCUGAAUCCAUAAUCUAUGUGCUUCUCUGCGAUGGAUUAAGCGAAACUACGAAACUGGAGAAUGUGAUGUCCGAGACAAUCACAAUAAACAUCAAUGAGCCUGUUGAUACUUUUGAAAGCAUCCAAACAGAAAAGAAUGAAGAAAAUGCAAUGUUAGUACUGGAAGACUCAGCAGAAAUCAGAGAGUCUGCAUUGGUAGAAGUCUGUGAAAUAAAAGAAAAGUCUGCCAGGUCAGAGAGCCCUAUUCUAAAGCUUCUGAAACCUGCCCCCCCUUUGUUUGUUCAUGAAAUUGAAUCUCAGGAAGCAAAGGAAGGGGAGAGUUGCAUAUUUGGCUGUCAUUUCUGUGGCCAUCCGCAACCUAUUGUUACUUGGUAUAACAAUGACAAACCCAUAUCACGUAACCAGGACUAUGCCAUUCAUACGACAGAGAGCCUGUCUACCUUGACUUUCCGGUCUGUUCUCCGUCAGCAUGAAGGAUCCAUCACCUGCGUGAUAUUUAAUGAAUACGGAACUGCCACUACAUCAUGCAUGCUCAAAGUGAAGAUUAAAGAGAAGAUUGAGGCUGAACCAUUCACCACCAAUGAAGAUGAACUAUUAAAGGAUUACGCAGAAGAGGAAGAAGAACUUAGUUUGCUGUUUGACAAAAUGAAAGAAAAUCAACGAGCUUUCAGUAGUGAAAGUAAAGCCACCCUUUACGUUCCUCAGGGUAACCUGCCCAUACCUUGUGUUUCUGACUCAGACCUGCUUUCAUUUCCUGUGGAAAUCAAAAUAAUUGCUCCUACUCCGACUCCAGAACAAGAUGAAGAACUGAAGGAAAUAGUUCAUCCUGUUGAAUUUGUACCUGAACCAUCACCUCGGGACCAAGCUUCUCAGAUAAUAAAACAUAAAUUUAAAUUUUCCUUUGAUGUGGUAAAUGAACCACCAAAAAUUGUGAAAGAAACACAAAAAUAUGUUAGUUGUAGAGAAGGAGAUUCUGUCGUACUGGAGUGCUCAGUAUCUGGUGAACCUCAACCGAUUGUAACUUGGUUUCGAAAUGGCAAAAUAUUAACUCCUACUGAGAAGUUUCAGUUUGAGGAGGAAGAGGAUGGUAAUUACAGGUUACGUAUUGGUGAAGUUUCUGUGUCAGAUGCUGGCACAUACAAAUGUGUUGCUGAGAACACAGCAGGAGUAAUAGAAACUGUUUCCAAUCUUACAGUAGAGUCUGGUGUGCAGAGUUUUUAUGGUCAUGUAGAACAAAUUAGUGAUGUUGAAGAAGAAACUGUUCCAGAUCAGAGUGUACAAAUCCAGGAAGAGGUUGCAAAGGAACUUUUGCACAAUCUUUAUGAAUCCUCAGUUGGAUAUAUUGCUGACAAGUUUAAUGAUAGAGAGUAUUCCGUAAGUCAAUAUUUUCAUAACCUCAGUACACUGAGCCAGGUAGAGCUCAUGGAAAAGGAACAAAAUACAUCCUCCAAAGAAACAGAAUCCAAACUCCCGAGAUUUAUGUGUGACGUUAGAAAGUCUAUACUUACUGAGGAUCAGCCAAUAACUGAAACCCCAGACUUUCAGCAGCAGAUUGAAAACGAAGAGACGGUAAAUGUUAGUGAACAAGUAGAGUUGAAGAUAGAAGAAGCCAAGACAUUCACUUUUGUCGGCGAUUUAAGCCAGGUUUCACACCCUGAAGAACCAUCAAUAUCUGAAAACCCAGAUUUCCAGCUCUCGAUUCUAAAAGAAGAGAAAAUAAAUGUGAGUGAACAAGUGAAGUCAAAGAUAGAAGAAGCUAAUGUACCUGCUUCUGCUGAUGAUUUAAGCCAGGCUCCACUACCUGAAGAACCGUUAGUAUUGGAAAGCCCAGAUUUUCAGCACCAGAUUGAGAAAAAAGAGAUGAUAAAAGUGAAUGAACAAGUAGAGUCAAAUAUAGAAGCCAAAAUAUUUGCUUUUGUUGGCAGUUUAAACCAGGUUCCACACACUGAGGAUGAGCCAAUAAUUGAAAGCCCAGAUUUCCAGCUCCUGAGUGAACUAAAAGAGAAAAUAAACAUGGGUGAACAAGUGAAGUCAAAGAUAAAAGAAGCUGAAGUAGUUGCUUCUCUUGGAUAUCUCAACUGGGUUCCACUCUCUGAAGAGCUAAGAGAUCAGCCUGAUAAAACAGACAAAAUAAAAAUGGAAACCACAGAAUUUACAUCUAAGAACAAACUUCAAAAGAUCAUUGAAAGCCACACAGAGAAAACUACAUAUAGUAAUAUAGAAAUUCCUGCACGUCAGGAUACAGAUGGUGAAGUAAAGAGUGUGCAGGGUAAAGAUGCUGCUUUUGAGAAGAAGCAGUGCUUGAAAAAAACAGUUCCUGAAGAACAUAACUUUAGCAAUGGAGUUACUGAUCUGCCCCAUCUUGAUAAUGGAAACAUGCCAAGUAAAUCUUUUAGAAACGGUAAUGAAAUGGAAGUCAAGGGCACAGGGCAUUUUUCAGAGAAAUUAGAGCCCAAGCAAGAGAGUUCUGCUCAUGAGCGAACUCUCGGUAUACCUCUUGUGGAACAUUCUUUCAGUGACAAUUUAGAUGCACCAUUUACAAAUGAUCAAAUCCAUGUCUUUGAGCAGGAGCUGAGUGCAAAGAGGAAUGAAUUUGAGGAUCAUAGUUUUUUCAGUCCUAUAUCCAAGAUGGUACAAGAGGAUAGAGAUCUGUAUGAAAAGGACACAUGUGACAGCAACUUAAAUAGGACAUUUCAAGAUUCAACUACCAUAGAAGAGAAAGAUGAGCCCAAUUCGCAUGCGAUAAGUGAUGAAUUCAAAGGUACACCCGAAUUAGAACAACUUGGUUUUUAUGACCCAAAUAAAGUAAUUCAGCACGAAGAACCCGUGAGGCAAGAAGAAAGAACCAUGGAAGGAAAUGAACAAGAUUAUAGAAGCUUUGCGCAUGGUAUAGAGGAAAGUGUCUGUCUUCAUGAUAAAAAAUUAUCUGACAUUGGAGAGACAGAACAGAAGGAAACCUAUCACAAGGAACAAACAUUAGAAAAAAUAGAACCUGAAACAUACAACAUUGUAUUUGAUUUAAAACAAGCUCCUUCAGUUAUAGAAAAUGUAGAUCAGAAUUUUCAAGAACAAAUUAGGAGGCAACAAGAAGAAACACAUUUAAAAGGUCAAUACCCAGCCUCUCAACCUGAUACAGUCAAUAUUGUAUUUGAUUUGAAACAAGUUUACUCUGCUAUAGAAAAUCUUGAUCAAGAACAAAAGAGGCUGCUGCAGAAUGAAAUAUAUUUCAAAGAUCAACAUUCUGCUUCUGAACAAAUGGAACCCGAUACACACCACGUGGAAGAAAAUGUACAGAAAACCAUAUCACCUACAAGACAAGGAAUUGAUUCCUGUCAAGAGUUUUCCAAAGAUAGUGAAGCUAUAAGCAAAAAAGAUAAUUCUCAAGAAGACACCUUAUCUCUAGAAAAAGUAGAACCCCAAAUCCAGGGAUUAGCAUUUAAUCUAAAACAGCAUGCAGUGAUUUUCUCAGAAGAAUUCAUUUCCAAAGAGACUGGCAGCAUAUCACCGGAAGAAAUGUGUUCCUUAAACCAAGUGUCAUCUCCCGAGGUUGUGGAAGGAGAAACCAAAAGUUUCAUAAACCAUCUACAUAUAAAUGACACACUUGUAGAAGAAAUGUCUUUAACUGAACAACUUCGUCAUAAUUACAAGAUGCAACUGGAGGGAGUUUACAUCCAAGAACGGACUCUCUCAACAGAAACUGGAGUGUCUGAAAUGCAAAUAUUUAAAAGUGACCUAGCUGACAUUCCUCUUUCUACUGAACAGGGAUCACCUGCAAAAGGAAUUGAUGAAUCUGAGAAAAAUGAUUGUGUGGAAGAAUCAUUUAAGGAACAAAUUAAAGACUUGAUAUUGGAGCAGACUAAGCCUAGGCCUUCAGCAGAAUCCAAAAUGUCAGUAAAUCAAUAUUUCCAAAAUUUAGUGCAAGAAACAGAUGUUUCUGAGAGUGUGGAAUCACUAGAGAGAAUAGACCCCAAAGCAGACAACUUCAUAACUGACAUGAAAAAAGCUGCAAAGGAGAAAGAACCCAUUGCAUGUAAAGUGGAGCAAGAACAAACACACGUUCUUCUGGUAGAGCAAGCCACAAUGAAAGAAAUAAGCAGCUCUACUUUUAAUGGAAGUAAAACUGAAACUGGGUGUUAUACCAAAGUAAUUCCCGAAGACCAUCAUGGUAUUCAGCAGGAAUCAGAUAUACAGGACAGGGACAUUUCUUUUGCACAGUUCCUUCGUUCGUUAAGAAAUGAAGAAUCCAUAGUCCAGGAAAGGCAAUCAAGAGAAGAAUUAAUUGCCUCAGAGAAACAAGAGUGUAAUUUAGAAGAUCAGCUUGAAAAUGAAAUUUCAUUUCAGACUAAAGACGUUGUAAAAGCUGCUGAAGGAAAUCUGGAUGUAAGGGGCCUAUCACAAAAUGUUUUGCAAUGUCAAGAGCUGAACGCUGCUCAAGUUUCAGAACCUGAGCCACGUGUGUCUCUCUCAGAUUAUUUACUUUCAGCCGGACAACAGGAGAGUCCGGAUUUCAAAGAUACCAUUUUCCAGGCCUUUGACCAGAAGGAGUGUAUCACUUCUUUGGAAGUUGAAGACGUCACUUUCAGCACUGUUUACAACUAUUAUAAUCAGCAGCAGGAGCUGACCCGUCCACUCUCUCCUGAAUCAGAAAUGUCAAUAGAAAUUGCUAGCACAAGUGGGGAUGAACUGACAGAAUCUGAGCGAUUCUAUACACCACCAUCGUCAGUUGAAAAUUUUGAAUCUCCCAUGUUUUUUGAAUCUUACCACACUCCAGCUGGCACACCUGAACGGUACUCAACACCUUCCGAGGAACCAUCCUUCAACAGAAAGUCCCCUUCAGAUUUGAUAAGGAACGGCACACCACGAGAGUGCUACACAACCCCCACCAGUGAAUAUCCUGAACCCAGAGCAUUAUGUUCUCCUUUCCAAGAAAGGAGGUUGCCUUAUGAAGAGCAGCGCUCAAAGAUGUUUGGCACACCUUGUGAAGCAGUGGAACCAAAGGGAAAUGAAAUGCCUCCAGCAUUUAUCAAACCCUUGCCCAAGAGGAAGGUCUAUGAAAACAGUUUAUUGGGUUUUACUACUGAAGUUAUAGGCUUUCCUGUUCCUGAUGUGAAAUGGUAUCAAAAUAAGUCAUUGCUUGAACCAGAUCAAAGAGUCAGAAUAGAAAAGGAGGGUGAUACAUAUAUUUUAGAAAUCCAUAAUGUUCAGAAAUCGGAAGAAGGAGAAUAUAUAUGCCAUGCAGUAAACAUCAUAGGGGAAGCUAAAAGUAUCACCCAAGUAGAAGUUUUGCCUCAAGAUGGAAGGUCCUUGGCCUUACCUCCUCCAUUAACACAUCAGCAUGUUAUAGAGUUUGACUUGGAACAAAAUAAAACUUCAAGGUCACCUUCUCCUCAGGAAAUACUUCUGGAAGUAGAGUUGGACGAAAAUGAGGUUAUGGAAUUCGAGAAACAGGUCAAAAUAGUCACAAUUCCUGAAUUUACAUCUGACAACAAAAGUAUGAUUGUUUUUCUUGAUGUCCUCCCUUUUGCUCUGGUGAAGCAAACCACUGGCUUGAUUGCAAAAGGAGAUGAAGACGUGAAAAUUGACUUUGAAGUCACUGAAAUGCCCCCGCGCUUUACCACUCCCCUUUUUGAUUUGGAAAUUCUAGAAAAUUCAGAGGCAGUGUUUGAAUGUACAGUGACAGGUUCCCCUACUCCCCAAGUACAGUGGUUUAAAGAAAAUACUUGCAUUACCACAGACGGCAGGAGCUACCUUGUGGCUGCUGAGAAAGGAAGUCAUUGUCUUAAAAUUCAGAAUGUAGGUCAUUCUGAUAGUGGCACAUAUCGGUGCAAAGCAGUGAACAGUGUAGGAGAAGCUAUAUGCAAAAGCUCUCUAGUUAUGCUAGAUUCACAGAGAGCCCUUGCUAGCAGGAGUGGAGAUGGAAUGACUGAUAUAGUUUUAGGCAACGCUAUGGGUAGGCCACAGACGUUUGAUUUGCUUGUAGACAGUACUCUUCCAAAUGGCAACCAGACCGAAAUAGAGCUGGAGUUUGAAUUUGAGCGCAACACUGAUGAUUCUCAGAAAGCUGUCAAGUUGGUAGCUGUCACAGAACAAGAGUGUGAAGAGGAAGGGGAGAAAUGUGUCAAUAUUAAUUUUGAUGUAUUCGCUGAGCCAUCCAAAGAAGAGAAGAUAGAAUUUAAAGCGGAGAGCUCAGGUAGUUGUUCCUUUGAAUUCCAAGUCACAGAAGCCCCUCCAAAGUUUAUCAAACAUAUUAUUGACUGCACUUCGUCAGUAGGAGCCUCUGCAUGUUUCCAGUGCCUUGUAGUUGGCGCUCCAAACCCAAGUAUCAGUUGGUACAAAGAUGGGAUACUGCUUGAAGGGAAUAGGUACUGUAUGGAGGAAAGGCAGAUGGGCUAUCAUAACCUAAUUAUUGGAAAUGUAAUCCAAAACGAUGAAGGGGAAUACAGAUGUGUAGCUGCAAACAGGGCAGGAACUGCUGAUACAAGUGCUGUGUUAAACAUAUGCUGAAUUUCCAAGUUUGAUUUCAAAAUACAGGUUUGGAUUAAGCACACAAUAGGUUUGCAUUGUCCCUAAAUUCUGUUUGUAAAUGUGUAGCAUUCACUUUAGGUGCUUCCUGUAUUUUAAUGCUCAUUGAGAAGUGAAAUUCACAACUGAUAGGCACCCCUCAAGUCCCACAUGCCCUAUUUUAGGAACAUGAGAGAGUUAAGUGGUGCAGAAGGUUUGUGCAGGCAAUCUGCACAGGAAUUAAUUUAAUUCCUUGCACAUUCUGCUAAAGGUACCCUUUUUAUCAUUGUUAUUCACAUAUGUAGAACUUCUUUGUCUGUUUCCUAUACGUGUAUAUAUACUUGUGUUAUUUAAAAGUGCAAUCAUCUCUGUGUCAAAAGGGCCUAGCAAACAACUUGAAAUAUGAAAUCCAUUGUGUUCUUGUACCUUAAGUGUGUGGAGUACUACUUUAGACAUAUGUUUCAGUCUAAACACAAUACACCUUUCAGUCAAAUCCUGAAGUGCUUACAAAUGUUUAGCCUUUUCACCUUUCCUAGACCUGAAGAAGAGAUCUGUGUAGAUGGAAAGUUUGUUUCUUUCACCAACAGAAGUUGGUCCAGUAAAAGAUAUUACCUCACUCACCUUAUCUCUAUUUUAUACAGGCCUUAUUCCGGCAAAAUGGCCAUUGAAGACAAUGUGCCUGAUUCUGAUCUUGAUUGUAAACUAAUAACUUCACUGAAGUCGAUGGGGUUACUCUGUUGCAAAAGCAAUGCAAGUGAGAUCAGAAUCAAACCUAGUUGAAGUUUUCCUGCAGUAAAGACUGAGUAGGGACUUCAGGAUUUGUAAUAAGCAUGGAUAUAAAUAUAUUGUGUACUGUACCUUUAAGAGUUAGAGGCAAAGAUGAGGCAUGUAAUACAUCAACAGACAGAAUGUAAUUAUAAAACUAUAAGAAUAAAAUCUCUCUUUCCCUGUACUCCUGCGCUGUGAAUAAAAAAAUACACAGCAGUAAGAAAGCAGGAGACUUUCACUGAACAUUUUCAUUUUAAGAUUAGAACUAAGUCUCCAGGGAUUUGUUUUUCUUCUGUCAGUCAUCGUUCUACCAGGAACAUAUAAUGUUAAAUACUGGACUGACAGAAACCAAAUGGAUUCAGACUCUAUAUGAAGCUUUUUUUUUUUUCAGUAUAAGCACAGUUAUUGUCCUUUAGAUUAAUUGUUUCUUAUGCAAUCAAAUAUUUUAGAGUAUGAACUAAGAAAGAUUUUAAAAAAUGAGAUGGAAGAGUCAAUUCAGGGUGAAGUGAUCAGUUCAGACCUAAGCUUAUCUAGCUUACACAAAAAUGUAUACACUGAUAAAAUAAUUAUUUUUAAAUUUUAAAAUAUUUAAUAAUUCAUUUAUAGAAAAAGAGGGAAAAACCUGCAAUGUAUAUGACUCCUUUCUGGUUACACAAACAUAUACAUGGGAAUUUAGAUGAAACCCUAAAUUCAGCAACCCUGGACUGUUGCUUUAAAUAUGAGUAGUUAUUAUUUUUCUUCCACUUUACACAAUGCUAAGGCUACUUAUUCAUUUUUGUCAGUCGACUUUCAAAAUGUUUUAAGAGGCAUGAUGAUUUUAAACUUAAAAGAAAUAAUGCUUUUGUGUGGUCAAUUGUUUUCAAGCAUGUUCUUAUUUCUGUGUUUGACAUGUAUUCAUAUAUGGGUUCUGUAUGUCUCAAAAUGUUGUUUUAGGCACCACAGAAGUUAUUCUGCAUUAGUAGGGAUUCAUUCUGAACUCAAGAUUCUCAUAGAAUUCUAAAGUACCCGAGAAAAUUGGGUCCAGUGGUACUCGUCUUAAAAAGCCAUAGCGCACGUGUGAGAACUUAAAAAUCAUUUUUUAUUAAAUCUCCGUUAAAUCAGUCAGCAGUGUUUGCUCUGCAAAUGUUAUGGAAGACACAAGGAUGUUUCAGUAGACACAUCUCCUAAUAGGUAGUGAUGCUUCAACUGAAAUCCUUCAAUAUUUUGGUGUUGUCCUCAAAGAUGAUAAAUAAAAUCUGCAGAGUGCCACACAUGAAGAUUUAUUGAAGUGUUUAUAAAAGAUUUCCAUUUUGAAAGCUUGCCUGUUUGUGGCAGUGGUUCAGUGUGGCUCUUCUCUCACAGAGAGAUAAGGAAAAUCAUCCUUGGAAAGUUCUCCCAUGAGCACUGCCAUUAAUGCAGAUUUUAAAUGGGGAUAAGACAAAGAACUUGGAUUUAAAGAAAAAAAUCAAUGUUUUUUGCGGUUUGGAAAAUUUUGGUUCACUUUUUUUUUAAUUCUCCAUUGCAUCAACCACUGCUCUUCCUUAUUCUGUUUAGACUAGGAAUAGAAGUGCCAAAAUACUUGAAGAGCGAGAUUCCUUGUUCUUGUGGUAUUUCCUAUCCAACAUGAAACCGGAAAUAUUGGAAAUCUCACAAGUCAAACUAUUUUUGUGAUGUUUCCAAAUUCAUUUUGUAGACUCAGUUUGUUUAGGUGGUGUCCAUAAGGGAAUCAGACCUUUUGGUGCUCGGCUGAACCUAAUUUACAAGCCUUUUGAGAGUCACACAUUAUAAAUUUGGAAUAUAUUCAAUAAAAUAUCUAGCAUUAUUAUUGAAAAAUUAUAUUGCCUAAUUGUGCUGCAAUGUUUGGAAAGCCUUACUUACCAUUACACAGUGCAGGUGCCAAGUAGUGAUGAGCUGGCACCUUCAGAAAUGAAACCGAGUGAAGUCCAUUGCGGUCUCACUUUUUUUAGCUAAACCCUGCUAAAUACUACGGAAGACAGAUUAUUUUAAUACCACUGAUGACCACAAAAUAAAUAUUACUACACAUUAACAUACAUAUGUACUUAAGUAGCUAAGGUUAUUACAAUUGUCAUUAUCACUAAACCAGUUUAUGUUGAAAAUGCUGGAGGAUAAGAGAAAUGAGUGCAUUUGUUUCAACUUUGAGCUGGGUAAAAAUGGUUUUGUGUUGUGCCCAUAUUCAUUCCCUGUACAGAUGCAUAGCAUUUACUGAUUUAUUUGACAGCAGAGGUCCCUAGAGGAGUUUGCAUGAAAUGUAUUGAUUAAAUAGGAUGUUAAAGGCCUGAUCCAAAGCCCAUUGAAAGGAAUGGGCCCCGUUAACUUUAAUAAACUUUGUAUAGGAACCUAAACAAUUAUCCUAGAUGUUAAAUAUGUGAAUCGGGCAUAUGUUUUUGGUAGAAAUUGGCUCAGAUUGAAACCUUAGAUCCAAACCAUCCAAAAUCUGGGAAAGUUCAAAUCCAGAUCUGAACUUAAUAACUCAGACUCUCUCUCAACUUUUACUGCUUAUACUGUGUAUAUAAGCAGUAAAAUAAAUAAAUAAAAUGUGUUAUUUAAAAUAGUUUCAUCCACUGUAUGACUUUGGCCAGGGACACUAAAAUAAAAAUAUGAUGUGUCAGGGUCUGACUUAAGUUACACUAACAUAAAUCCAGAGCUAUUCUUGAUUUAAGUACAGUUAUUCAGGAAUUACUGGUGUAACUAUGAUCAAUAUUUGACCCUAUAUCUUUUAAAGGUAGUGCUUAAGUAGAAAUUUAAGAAAAAGAGUAAUUUCAUUGUCAAGUGAAAUGCCUUUUUUCAUUCUUAAAGACAGGGUAUUUUAAAAAGAGAGUAGUUGAUGUUUAUUUGUAAUCAAUAUUAUAUUUUAAAUAUUAAUGUAGAUGAUAUUUGUGAAAUAAAUAUGUA
Molecule: messenger RNA, 11621 nt
Organism: Chelonoidis abingdonii (Abingdon island giant tortoise)
Lineage: Eukaryota; Metazoa; Chordata; Testudines; Testudinidae
Source: RefSeq, a predicted model, not a curated record